CCUGCGCCGGGCUGGGGCGGAAGUGACGUCGCGGCGGGGGGGGGGCGGCUGGAGCGGCGGGAAGAUGGCGGACGUGCUGGACCUUCAUGAGGCGGGCGGCGAGGACUUCGCCAUGGACGACGAGGGCGACGAAAGUAUCCACAAAUUGAAAGAGAAGGCAAAGAAGAGGAAGGGUCGAGGUUUUGGAUCUGAGGAAGGCGCCCGCUCCAGGCUGCGCGAGGACUACGAUUCCGUGGAGCAGGACGGCGAUGAGCCGGGCCCCCAGCGCUCGGUUGAAGGUUGGAUCCUGUUUGUAACUGGCGUCCACGAGGAGGCAACAGAGGAAGACAUCCACGACAAGUUUGCGGAAUAUGGCGAGAUCAAGAACCUGCACCUGAACCUGGACCGGCGCACAGGCUACCUGAAGGGUUACGCUCUGGUGGAAUACGAGACGUACAAGGAGGCGCAGGCAGCAAUGGAGGGGCUGAAUGGUUCCGAGCUGGCGGGACAGCCCAUCAGUGUGGACUGGGGCUUCGUCCGGGGGCCCCCCCGCAGCAAGAGACGGAGUGGCCGCAGGAGAAGCCGGACUCCGGAUCGGAAGCGCCACUGACCCGCACCACACCGGAAACCGACGGGAAGAAGCUGCCGGGACAGAUCUGGGGCCGGAGAGACGCCCGUGAUUUGUUUUGUCCCGGCUGAGUUGUAGUUUGACCUUGGUUGGGGUGGGCGGGGUGGGGGUGCUUGCGAUGAGGGUGCAGGAUCAGUGUAUGCAAACCACACUGUGGUUUCUCAGAAAUAAAGUCUUUUAUUUAAACCUUG
This is a messenger RNA of Pristis pectinata (smalltooth sawfish), 798 nucleotides long. RefSeq names its product RNA binding motif protein 8A (gene rbm8a). Gene Ontology annotation, molecular function: mRNA binding. NCBI's taxonomy places the organism in Eukaryota, Metazoa, Chordata, Chondrichthyes, Rhinopristiformes, Pristidae. Gene Ontology annotation, biological process: RNA splicing. Gene Ontology annotation, cellular component: cytoplasm; exon-exon junction complex; nucleus. The transcript has 6 exons. Bases 65 to 589 code for a protein of 174 amino acids. The record is from RefSeq and is a predicted model, not a curated record.